AUGGCUGUUGACAUCCCAUCUUAUGAUUCAGCAGAUGAUGACUAUAUAGAUAUGGAAAUUGGUCCGUACUCCAACUUUCUCUGUCACUCCAAAAGCUCUCCGCGGCAAUCCAGAGAGUUCGAGUUUCAAAUGUCUUCAAAUACUCGGGAAAGAGAGCCUACGACUUCUCCAGCUGAUGAGCUCUUCUACAAUGGGAAGCUUCUCCCACUUCAUCGUCCCCCACGCCUGCAAAUGGUAGAGAAACUCCUGCAGAAGUCUAGUUCUGAUUAUGAUUACAGAAUAGACAUUUUUGAAGAAUUUUACAGCACUCCAUUUUCCACUGCUGUCAAUUCGCCUACUGCAACAAGUACUCCUUUAGAAUCCUGCAACAUUUCUCCUUCCGAAUCUUGUCAGAUUAGUAGGGAACUAAAUGCAGACGAAUAUCUUCUAGAGUAUUCAUCAGACACGAGCUAUUUGAAUGGUGAAAGUUCGAAAAAGUCUUGGACCAAAAAGCUUAAGCAUUCUUCCCUUUGUCUCAAGCUGAAAGCUUCCAGAGCUUACAUCAAAUCUUUGUUCACCAAAUCAGGUUGCUCAGAGGAGUCCACUGCAGCAGCUACAAAGAUAGCAGAUGAAGGAUUAGCUUCAAAAGCCAAUGAAUGCUCAAAGAAGGGUGCUAAAUUGGAAAAGAGAAAGCCAUUGGGACAAAUUCCAAUCUCUAUUGCCAAUUUGAAUAAGGAAAAAGGCAAUAUGGAUCACAACAGAAGAUCGUUCUCACUGGCCAUUAAGAGACAACCAAAUAUCAAGCCAUCAUCUUCUGCAACGUUGCAUCCCACUUCCUCUUCAUGUCCAAACGAUUCGAAAGGGCAUUUUCAAAAGGUAUGCGGCGGUAUGAAUUCAGAGUUUGAGAACUCAGUUCAGGGAGCCAUUGCACACUGCAAGCGGUCUCAAUCUCAGCAACCAUUACCUUCAAAGAAGACAGUUAGCGAAGUUGGGAUUUACUUAUUAUCAUCAUCCACCCUGGCAGUUUCUGAUGAUCAGGAAAUACCAGUAACUUUGCAGGGGCUGAUAGAGAUUGAUAGAGAAUGAUAAGAUAUAAUGAAAUCUUUCUUCUUACAAGAUUCCUACGUUGGGUAUGCUAUAACUAAACGCAAAAUGUAGUUCAUGGCUAUCUGUAAUUUGUACUAUUGGGUACAACAUGUAGGACUUAAUGAAAAUGCAACAUAACAUGCCUAUCUCAACCAAUUUCAGCAACUAUUUCCAACGUUUUAACUGCAUAGACUCAAAUCUCUAAUACAUAAAAAACCAAAGAUGUUGUAUUCAAUCAACCAAAUUCAUAGACCCCAACCCCAUGCCGGAAAGAAGGAAGCCCCUGCUCCUCGAGCUAUUCACUCGAAUAAAAAAUCCCAUUAUGCAGGGGGAAUUAUCUGCUAUUCAGGUUUGAAACAUUAGGCAAUCUAUAGCUUGAAAUUGUAAAGCCUAGAAUCGGGAUGCAUGUACUUGAAUAUACACAGG
Cucurbita pepo subsp. pepo (vegetable marrow) is the source of this 1491-nucleotide messenger RNA. RefSeq names its product membrane-associated kinase regulator (gene MAKR4). Gene Ontology annotation, cellular component: plasma membrane. NCBI's taxonomy places the organism in Eukaryota, Viridiplantae, Streptophyta, Magnoliopsida, Cucurbitales, Cucurbitaceae. Gene Ontology annotation, molecular function: kinase inhibitor activity. The record is from RefSeq and is a predicted model, not a curated record.